AUGCUCUUUUACCCUUGGACAGAUUUCACUGUUUCCAAGUCCCCCGACGGGGGAUUCGCGCCACUAUGGAAUUAUACGAGUUGCCUCUUCACCUCUAUGAAACCGGUGCGUAAUGUUACGUACAUUAAAUGGGUCGGUGGAGGUCGGUGGUCCGUCGAUAUGACCACGUUUCAAUCGGCAUCGAUCGUCUCAUCACAAGAUCGGGCUCCGGAGUCCCGGACUCGCUCAGAAAUUUGUAUUGAACUUGGAGAAAUAGCCCCCAGUGGUCAUUGCGACGCGAGCCCUUAUACCAACAGAUGA
Molecule: messenger RNA, 300 nt
Organism: Puccinia graminis f. sp. tritici CRL 75-36-700-3
Lineage: Eukaryota; Fungi; Basidiomycota; Pucciniomycetes; Pucciniales; Pucciniaceae
Exons: 2
Coding region: 1-300 (99 amino acids)
Source: RefSeq, a predicted model, not a curated record